Cuscuta europaea is the source of this 1286-nucleotide messenger RNA. The record is from the annotation of a GenBank genome assembly. NCBI's taxonomy places the organism in Eukaryota, Viridiplantae, Streptophyta, Magnoliopsida, Solanales, Convolvulaceae.
AUGGGUUCAUUGACUUGAUUCAUUCGAUUCUUGAUCGAUCAUCUCCGGCGGUUUGAGCUUAGUAUUGAUUAUGAGUACCUUGGUGUGGCCAAACAUGGAGAGGGAAGAAGGGCUGUACACGGUGCAUGAAGUUCCCAUACCGGAACAAGCUGUAUAUUCAUUCUUGUCUCCAAAGAACAUCAAGUCCAUUAUCUCCGGCAGGAAUGCCGCCGCCGCUGAAAUCCAGCUCUUGCUCGGCGUCGUCGGAGCUCCUCUCAUCCCCCAUCCCAUUCCCUCUCACCUUUCGUCUACCAAGAAAAUCAAUGAUCAUCCCAUUGAGAUGUCAAUGGCCAAGUAUAUAGUCCAUCAGUACAUAGCAGCAGCGGGAGGACAGAAUGCCCUGAGCUCCAUUGGGAGUUUGUACGCAAUGGGGAAGGUGAAGAUGGCGGCAGCCGAAUUUCGAUUCUGUGAGGAGGAAGGGGACGUGGGUUUAAAGAAGAAGAUGAAAAUGAAGAGGGUGAAGAGCGCCGGAGAAAUGGGAGGCUUUGUGGUGUGGGAAAAGAGACCGAAUUUGUGGAGCUUGGAGAUGGUGGUUUCAGGAUGUAAGAUCAGCGCUGGAAGCGAUGGGAAGGUGGCGUGGAGGCACACUCCUUGGCAUAAUUCUCAUGCUUCCCGUGGUCCACCCCGCCCUCUUCGUCGCACUUUGCAAGGUCUGGAUCCAAUGUCAACGGCGAAUCUAUUCUCAAAUUCAAUAUGCACGGGAGAGAAAAUGGUCAACGGACAAGACUGCUUUGUCUUGAAGCUUGAAGCAGAACCCACAGUUCUGAAAGCCAGAAGCAGCACUAAACUGGAGAUAAUCAAGCACACUGUGUGGGGUUACUUCAGUCAAAGAUUCGGUCUUCUCGUCCAGCUCCAAGAUUCCCAGCUCUUGAGAAUCAAGUCGCCGGAAAAUGAUGACAUCACUUGGGAAACAAAUACCACGUCGUUGAUCCACGACUACCGUACCCUUAACGGCGUCAACAUAGCUCACGCCGGCAAGACUUUGGUUUCCUUGUGUAGACUCGACAGAAGAUCAGAGGCUCAAACUGUGACGAGGAUGGAAGAGGCUUGGACCAUUGACGAAGUUGACUUUAACGUUAAGGGACUGUCUAUUGACUUUUUCUUGCCACCCAGUGAUUUGAUGAACUAGGAAUUAUACGUAGUAUUAUGGAGUACUAUAUCAGAACGAAUAAAUGAAGAUAAUGAAUUUGGAUGGGAGUUUUAUUAAGUGGUACGACCUGAAAAGGAAGGUCGUCUGAUGAGUUUGG